Messenger RNA from Linum trigynum, 1488 nucleotides. The record is from the annotation of a GenBank genome assembly. Lineage: Eukaryota; Viridiplantae; Streptophyta; Magnoliopsida; Malpighiales; Linaceae.
AUGAGUACAGCGCCAGCUCAAGAUGUCGAGAUGAAGGAGACUCCGGAUCCGGCGGAAGCUCCGUCCAAUUCAGCUACCUCCGCCGCGCCGUCGGCUCUCCAACAUUUGAAGGAGAUUGCUUCGUUGAUUGAGACUGGGGCGUAUGCUCGUGAGGUUCGGAGGAUUGCGCGGGCCAUUAGGCUGACGAUGGCACUGCGGCGGAAAUUGAAGACCUCGGUGGUGUCGGCUUUCCUCAACUUCGCGCUCACUCCUGGAUCAGAGGCGCACUCGCGUUUGUCAUCUUACCUUCCCAAGGAGGAUGACCAUGAAAUGGAGGUUGAUACUGCAACGUCUGUAGUACAAGCUCCUGUGAAGCAUUCCCUUCCCGAGCUGGAGAUAUUUUCUUACUUGCUGGUCUUGAUUUUUCUGAUUGAUCAAAAGAGGUACAGUGAGGCUAAAGCUUGUUCAUCAGCAAGCAUUGCAAGGCUUAAGAACAUUAACAGAAGGACUGUUGAUGUCUUAGCAUCGAGGCUUUAUUUCUACUACUCCCUCAGUUACGAGCACACUGGUGACCUUGCUGAAAUAAGAGGUAACCUGCUUGCACUUCACCAGAUUGCUACAUUGCGCCAUGAUGAGCUGGGUCAGGAGACACUUCUCAAUCUGCUGCUACGCAAUUACCUCCACUACAAUCUGUAUGAUCAGGCAGAGAAGCUGAGGUCCAAGGCUCCCCGAUUCGAAGCCCAUUCAAAUCAGCAGUUCUGUAGGUACCUAUUUUACCUGGGGAAGAUUAGGACGAUUCAGUUGGAAUACACAGAUGCCAAGGAGUCCCUCCUACAAGCUGCUCGGAAAGCCCCCAUUGCAGCCCUUUGCUUCCGCAUUCAGUGCACUAAAUGGGCUGUCAUUGUCAGGUUGCUGCUAGGAGAAAUCCCUGAAAGGACCGUCUUUAUGCAGAAAGGCAUGGAGACUGCUUUGAGGCCUUACUUUGAGUUGACAAAUGCUGUCAGAAUAGGCGACUUGGAGCUCUUCAAAUCUGUGGCAGAGAAGUUCUCAGAGACCUUCAGCUUGGACAGGACCCAAAACCUGAUUGUCAGGCUGCGCCACAACGUCAUCAGAACUGGGCUCAGGAACAUCAGCAUCUCCUACUCUCGCAUCUCGUUAACUGACGUUGCCAAGAAGCUGAGGCUUGACUCCCCAAACCCUGUGGCUGAUGCAGAGAGCAUCGUCUCCAAGGCAAUCCGAGAUGGAGCAAUUGAUGCGACGAUCGAUCACGCUAAGGGGUGGAUGGUGUCGAAGGAGACGGGGGACAUUUACUCAACAAACGAGCCACAGAUGGCAUUCAACUCGAGGAUUGCCUUCUGCCUCAACAUGCACAACGAAGCUGUCCGUGCACUCCGCUUCCCUCCCAACUCCCACAAGGAGAAGGAGAUUGCUGAGAAGAGGAGGGAGAGACAGCAGCAGGAGCAGGAGCUCGCCAAGCACAUUGCUGAGGAGGAUGAUGAUGAGUUUUAA